AUGUCCUAUGCUUUGGAGUCGAAGAGCAGCGAUGCGAAGGCGCGCGACGAGGCAUUCAACCAUUUUGUGGUCUUUGAUGCCUACGACCUCAUUGCAUGCCAUGACUUCCAGUAUUUGGACCUGUGGCCGGACACCGACAAUGUCAGCUGCAUGAGCGCCUUCAACCGCACCCACACGGCCAACUACAUCGACCGCACUGGCGGCUGGCACCACCUGGCAGUCACCUGGACCAAGGCCGGCAAUGGCCGCACGCGCAUCUACAAGGACGGCCUCCUCAUGGCUGAGACGGCAUCUGGCAAGACGAAGCCGCUGCAGUCCGGGGGCGCCUUCAUGCUGGGUGGCGAGCAGGACUGCUACGGCGGCUGCACCGACGCUGGCCAGGCCUUCUACGGCCUCAUGGACGAGGUGCGGCUGUGGAAGGUGGAGCGCAGCCACGAUGACAUUCUGAGGUACAUGCGCCGGACUGGGGGCAGCCUGGACAACCACGCCGACCUCAUUGCCUACUGGAAGUUUGACGAGCCAGAUGGGGCUGAUGGGCUGACGAGCGCGCAUCUGGUGGCAAAGGACAGCAGUGGCAAUGGGAAUGACCUCCCCCUGGAUGGCAAGCAGCUGUCAACGGGCAGCUUGAACUUUGCCAACAACUACGCCUUCAACCCGGCGAUGGUCAACAUGCCAGAGAAGGACUUCACUGUGGAGUUCUGGGCGCGCACGCCAGCCUACGAUGAGGACACCACCACCAACUCCUUCACCACCCUCUUCUCCUACGCCACCCACACCCAGAGAAAGAACAUCUUCUCCGGGGGAGUCACUGACAGCGUGUUUACGGACGACGCGAUACGGGUGGAGAAGUACUACGAGGAGUUCCGUAACACGCGCGACCUGGAUUACCUGGACAUCCAAACGCGCGGAUCCAUCACCGUCCACAUCAAUUCCAACCGCGACGGCAACGGCCGGCGCUUUGAAAACUGGCUCGACUACAACGUCCAGUGGCUGGACGGCGACUGGCACCACAUCGCAGUGACGUGGGAGGGCAACUCGGGGCUGACGGCAAUGUACUUUGACGGCGAGCCGCAGAAGCCCUUCUGGCGCGCCACGGGCGGCCAGGUGGAGCAGCAGGACCCGGCAUUAGGCGGCGUUGACUCCCACCUCGCCUGGGGCACCGACCGCCAAAACCAUGGUUCACUGGUGCUGGGCCAGAACCAGGAGUGCUACGGCGCAUGCUUCUCGCCCUCCGAGUCCCUCAGCGGCGAUAUGGCAGCGCUGCGAAUCUGGGGACGCGCCAAGAACCAGGAGGACAUCCGCGCUGACAUGUUCUCUGAGAAGCCGGGGACCGAGCUGGACCUGCUGACCAUGUACAACUUCCGCAGCCAGGACAUCUCCAAGGGCCAUCUGGGCAAGGAAAUGGUGUCGGAUUCGAGGGGCAGCCACGACAACAAGCUGGAGCUGUGGGGGGACACCCCCCGCUGGGAGUACUCCACAGCGCCCCUCAUGGAGUGGGACUCCGGCGCGGCCCUCGCCCCCGCCAACCCCGGCAGCCGCGGCCACGCCCUGCACCUCAACGACCAACAGGCGUUGAUGAUGACGGGGUUCAAGGAGUGGCCGCGUGACGCAAUAACGGUGGAGUUCUGGAUGCUGAGCGUGGACAAGUGCCGCAAGGGCGUCCCCUUCUCCUACGCCACCGGCGGCUACGAGCGCGCAGACAACACCUUCCUCAUCCUCAACUACAACGACUGGUUCGCAGCCUGCUUUGUGAUGUAUCAACAAUUUCAUUGCAGCAAGGUCUUUGGAAGGGGCAUCUCUGUGAUGGAGGACGAGGGGCAGCUGAGCGACCACACUGCGGGCAUGUCUUCCACGGACGGCUCCUGGCACCACAUCGCGGUCACCUGGCAGUCCUCCGACGGCUCUGCCUCUCUCUAUGACAACGGCCGCAAGGUGUGGACGGUGACUCGCGGCAAGGGCAAGCACAUGCCGUCUGGAGGCACGCUCAUCGUGGGCCGCGAGCAGGACUGCGUCGGCGGCUGCUUCGACUCAGCCCCAGGGGCGAGCGGGAAGCUGGACAGGAUGAGGGACCAGGAGUAUGGCGCCCAGGACUUCUACGGAGCCAUUGAUGAGCUGCGCAUCUGGCGCACAGUGCGCACCCAGGAUCAGAUCAAGCAGGGCAUGGCAACGGCGGCCGAGCGCGCGGGAGCAGAGGGUGACGGGGCGGUGUCGGACCAUGAUCCGGACCUGAUGGCGUACUGGAAGUUUGACGAGGGCGCUGGCUUCUUAGUCAAAGACUCCACCGGCCGCGGCCACGAUUUGUACCUCACUGGGGAGCCCCGCUGGCAGGUGGUGAAGUGGCUGAGCGUGUGCGGCAAUGGCAUCGUGGAGGGCGCAGAGGAGUGCGACGACGGUGACACAGACGACGGCGACGGCUGCUCCGCACAGUGCAAGGUGGAGGAGGGCUGGCAGUGCACAGGGGAGAGCCCGUCCGAGUGCUGGCCCAACGACCAAGCUGGCAAGCAUGCAGGCCCGGGGGCGCACUCGGGUGACUCCUCCGGGCAGAGCGCGCAGGGAGGCAACUCCAAGAGCGGCUCUGGCGGCCACACUGUUGCCAUCGUCCUCAGCAUCAUCUUCACCGUGCUCGUGCUGGGAUGCCUCGGCGUGGGCCUGCUGUACAGGCACUCGCUGAUGGAGGCCUUCCCGGGAGUGGAGGAGAGCGUUCGCGACCUGGGCAGCCGCCUGCGCGGCCGCCAGCGUGGCACCCUCUACCAGGCACGCCCCUGCCCUAGUGAUUGGUCAUGA
Molecule: messenger RNA, 2784 nt
Organism: Coccomyxa subellipsoidea C-169
Lineage: Eukaryota; Viridiplantae; Chlorophyta; Trebouxiophyceae; Coccomyxaceae
Product: concanavalin A-like lectin/glucanase
Exons: 20
Coding region: 1-2784 (927 amino acids)
Source: RefSeq, a predicted model, not a curated record